Mandrillus leucophaeus (drill) is the source of this 3300-nucleotide messenger RNA. It is a transcript of the gene ARHGAP4, whose product is annotated as Rho GTPase activating protein 4. Gene Ontology annotation, cellular component: cytoplasm. NCBI's taxonomy places the organism in Eukaryota, Metazoa, Chordata, Mammalia, Primates, Cercopithecidae. The coding region runs from base 128 to 2968 and encodes 946 amino acids. Gene Ontology annotation, molecular function: protein binding. The record is from RefSeq and is a predicted model, not a curated record. The transcript is spliced from 22 exons. Gene Ontology annotation, biological process: negative regulation of cell migration; signal transduction.
GCGCUGGGGGCGGGGCUGGGCGGAGCCCGCGCAGGGUGCUGGCCGCAGCGCCCCCAAGUCCCGGCGCCGGGCCCACUCACGGCCGCGUGGGAGCAGUGGGGUUCGACGGCGCGGCCGCUAGGCCGCCAUGGCCGCUCACGGGAAGCUGCGGCGGGAGCGGGGGCUGCAGGCUGAGUAUGAGACGCAAGUCAAAGAGAUGCGCUGGCAGCUGAGCGAGCAGCUGCGCUGCCUGGAGCUGCAGGGUGAGCUGCGGCGGGAGCUGCUGCAGGAACUGGCAGAGUUCAUGCGGCGCCGCGCUGAGGUGGAGCUGGAGUACUCCCGGGGCCUGGAAAAGCUGGCCGAGCGCUUCUCCAGCCGUGGAGGCCGCCUGGGUAGCAGCCGGGAGCACCAAAGCUUCCGGAAGGAGCCGUCACUCCUGUCGCCCUUGCACUGCUGGGCAGUGCUGCUGCAGCAUACGCGGCAGCAGAGCCGGGAGAGCGCGGCCCUGAGCGAGGUGCUGGCCGGGCCCCUGGCCCAGCGCCUGAGUCACAUUGCGGAGGACGUGGGGCGCCUGGUCAAGAAGAGCAGGGAUCUGGAGCAGCAGCUGCAGGACGAGCUCCUGGAGGUGGUCUCAGAGCUCCAGACGGCCAAGAAGACGUACCAGGCAUAUCACAUGGAGAGCGUGAAUGCUGAGGCCAAGCUCCGGGAGGCCGAGCGGCAGGAGGAGAAGCGGGCAGGCCGGAGUGUCCCCACCACCACUGCUGCUGCCACUGAGGCAGGGCCCCUCCGCAAGAGCUCCCUCAAGAAGGGAGGGCGGCUGGUGGAGAAGCGGCAGGCCAAGUUCAUGGAGCACAAACUCAAGUGCACAAAGGCGCGCAACGAGUACCUGCUGAGCCUGGCCAGCGUCAACGCCGCUGUCAGUAACUACUACCUGCAUGACGUCUUGGACCUCAUGGAUUGCUGCGACACAGGGUUCCACCUGGCCCUGGGGCAGGUGCUCCGAAGCUACAUGGCCGCUGAGAGCCGCACCCAGGCCUCCCAAGUGCAGGGCCUGGGCAGCCUGGAAGAAGCCGUGGAGGCCCUGGAUCCUUCAGGGGACAAGGCCAAGGUUCUCGAGGUGCAUGCUACCAUCUUCUGUCCCCCGCUGCGCUUUGACUACCACCCCCAUGAUGGGGAUGAGGUGGCUGAGAUCUGCGUUGAAAUGGAGCUGCAGGACGAGAUUCUGCCCAGAGCCCAGAACAUCCAGAGCCGCCUGGACCGACAGACCAUCGAGACGGAGGAGGUGAACAAGACGCUGAAGGCAACACUGCAGGCCCUGCUGGAGGUGGUGGCCUCGGAUGACGGGGAUGUGCUCGACUCCUUCCAGACCAGCCCCUCCACCGAGUCCCUCAAGUCCACCAGCUCAGACCCAGGCAGCCGGCAGGCAGGCCGGAGGCGUGGCCAGCAGCAGGAGACCGAAACCUUCUACCUCACGAAGCUCCAGGAGUAUCUGAGUGGACGGAGCAUCCUCGCCAAGCUGCAGGCCAAGCACGAGAAGCUGCAGGAGGCCCUUCAGCGAGGUGACAAGGAGGAGCGGGAGAUGUCUUGGACCCAGUACACACAGAGAAAAUUCCAGAAGAGCCGCCACCCCCGCCCCAGCUCCCAGUAUAACCAGAGACUCUUUGGGGGAGACAUGGAGAAGUUUAUCCAGUGCUCAGGCCAGCCUGUGCCCCUGGUAGUGGAGAGCUGCAUUCGCUUCAUUAACCUCAACGGCCUGCAGCAUGAAGGCAUCUUCCGGGUGUCGGGUGCCCAGCUCCGGGUCUCAGAGAUCCGUGAUGCCUUCGAGAGAGGGGAGGACCCACUGGUGGAGGGCUGCACUGCCCACGAUCUGGACUCGGUGGCCGGGGUGCUGAAGCUCUACUUCCGGAGCCUGGAGCCCCCACUCUUCCCCCCAGACCUGUUCAGCGAGCUGCUGGCUUCUUCGGAGCUGGAGGCCACGGCAGAGAGGGUGGAGCACGUGAGCCGCCUGCUACGGCGGCUGCCCGCGCCAGUGCUGGUGGUUCUGCGCUACCUCUUCAACUUCCUCAACCACCUGGCCCAGUACAGCGAUGAGAACAUGAUGGACCCCUACAACCUGGCCGUGUGCUUUGGGCCCACGCUGCUACCGGUGCCCGCUGGGCAGGACCCGGUGGCGCUGCAGGGCCGGGUGAACCAGCUGGUGCAGACGCUCAUACUGCAGCCAGAUCGGGUCUUCCCGCCCCUGACCUCACUGCCUGGCCCCGUCUACGAGAAGUGCAUGGCACCGCCUUCCGCCAGCUGCCUGGGGGAUGCCCAGCUGGAGAGCCUGGGGGCGGACAACGAGCCGGAGCUGGAAGCUGAGAUGCUUGCCCAGGAGGAUGACCUGGAGGGGGUUGUGGAGGCUGUGGCCUGCUUUGCCUACACGGGCCGAACGGCCCAGGAGCUGAGCUUCCGGCGGGGGGACGUACUGCGGCUGCACGAGAGGGCCUCGAGCGACUGGUGGCGGGGGGAGCACAAUGGUGUGCGGGGCCUCAUCCCCCACAAGUAUAUCACACUGCCUGAGGGGGCAGAGAAGCAGGUGGUGGGCGCAGGGCCGCAGACUGCAGGGGAGUCUGGGAGCAGUCCUGAGGGCCUCCUGGCAUCAGAGCUGGUUCACCGGCCAGAGCCAUGCAUCUCACCCGAGGCCGUGGGACUCUCUGGACAUAGACGACGCUGCUUGGUCUCAGCCUCCCCGGAGCAACACGUGGAGGUGGAUAAGGCCGUGGCACAGAACAUGGACUCUGUGUUUAAGGAGCUCUUGGGAAAGACCUCUGUCCGCCAGGGCCUCGGGCCAGCAUCUGCCACCUCUCCCAGCCCUGGGCCCCGAAGCCCAAAGGCACCGGCCGGCAGCCGCCUGGGCAAGAACAAAGGCUUCUCCCGGGGCCCUGGGGCCCCAGCCUCACCCUCAGCAUCCCACCCCCAGGGCCUGGACACAACCCCCAAGCCACACUGAGGUGCUGCUGCUGGAGCUGUGUGCCCCAGGCGGCUACCCCCUGGACCGGCCACUCUCCCCAGCCCUCUUGCUUCUCUCCAACCCUGUCCAGCAAGUUCAGGGUGCCUGCACUUCACCCUGUGCAGAGGUGGGAUGGGGCCGCACAUGCAGGGAUGCCCACUCCACACCCUGCCUGCCUCUCAGCCCUGGCCCAGACCCCUUUUGGAGGCUGGGGAAAGCCCUAUUCUGCGACUUUGUGGAGGGCUGGUCAGUGGCUGCUGGGUGGCAGGUACCCUUGCUCAGGUGCCUGGCAGGGCUGGGUGGUGAUUCAUAAAGACCUCGUGUUGAUUCCC